UUAGCAGCGGUCAGUUGCUAAAGGUAAAAAACAGCCGCUUCCGUGUUGUUCUUGUGUUAUUCUGGCAAAUAAACUCUCGUUAGCGGCGUCGAGGCUCGUCUGACAUCCCCGCCGGAGUGUGACUAUCAUGGUUUUGUGAAGCUGACGGACAGUUUCAGCUUUUUUUCGGCCGAGAUGUCGCUGCUGCAGAGCUCAAAGAAAAAAGACAAGCGUAUUUUGUCGGGUACCUGCCCAGACCCGAAAUGUCAGGCGAGGCUUUUCUUCCCCGCUCACGGCUCCAUUAGCAUCGAGUGCACGGAAUGUGGUCAGCGGCACGAGCAGAAGAACCUGCUGAACGUCGAGGAGGUGACCGAUCCAGAUGUGGUGCUUCAUAAUCUGCUCAGGAACGCCCUGCUCGGCGUCACCGGGGCCCCGAAGAAAGGGACAGAGCUGGUGAAGGUAAUGGGGCUCUCUAACUACCACUGCAAGCUUCUGUCCCCGGUGCUCACCAGGUACGGCAUGGACAAACAAACCGGCAAAGCCAAGCUGCUCAGAGAAAUGAACCAGGGUGAGAUGUUUGACUGCUCACUGCUGGGAGACAGAGCCUUUCUGAUAGAGCCGGACCAUGUGUCCACCAUGGGCUACGGCAAGGACCGGUCAGGGAGCCUCAUAUACCUGCAUGACACUCUGGAGGAGGUCAAGAAGGCCAAUGGCAACAGAGAGUGUCUCAUUCCAGUCCACGUAGACGGAGACGGGCACUGCUUGGUCCACGCUGUGUCCCGAGCCCUGGUGGGCAGAGAACUGUUCUGGCACGCCCUGAGGGAGAACCUGAAACAGAACUUCAAGCAGAACCUGGACCGCUAUAAGGCCCUCUUUCAGGACUUUAUUGAUGCUGCAGAGUGGGAGGAUAUCAUCAAUGAGUGUGACCCCCUAUUCAUCCCACCUGAAGGCGUGCCGCUUGGACUGCGCAACAUCCACAUAUUCGGUUUAGCCAACGUCCUCCACAGACCCAUAAUCCUGCUGGACUCCCUGAGUGGGAUGAGGAGUUCUGGAGAUUAUUCGGCCACCUUCCUGCCCGGGCUGGUGGCUGAGGAGCAGUGCAGGGGGAAAGACGGGAAGCUAAACAAACCCAUCUGCAUUGCCUGGAGCAGCUCUGGCAGGAACCACUACAUUCCCUUGGUAGGAAUCAAGAAUACGGUGCUGCCCAACCUGCCCGCUCGAUUGCUGCCAAAGGCAUGGGGCGUCCCUCAGGAGCUCAUCAGGAAGUACAUCAAGCUGGAGUCAGAUGGGAGCUGCGUAAUCGGUGGCGACCGCAGCUUGCAAGAUAAAUAUCUGAUGAGGCUGGUCAACGCUAUGGAAGAGGUCUUCAUGGAGAAGCACAGCAUCCACCCAUCGCUGGUGGCAGACGUACAUCAGUACGUCUACAGACGGACCGGUGUGAUCGGCAUCCAGCCCGAGGAGGUGACGGAGGCAGCCAAGAAGUCAGUGAUGGAAAACCGACUGCACCGCUGCCUGAUCUGUGGUGCCCUCUCUGAGCUCCACGUCCCUCCAGAGUGGCUGGUUCCUGGUGGAAAGCUCUACAACUUAGCCAAAUCCACACACGGCCAACUGCGACCAGACAAGAACUACAGCUUCCCCCUCAACAAUGUGGUCUGCUCGUAUGACACCCAGAGAGAUGUCCUGGUCCCAGAUUACAAACUGAGUUCCCUGAACACCUGCAACUGGUGUCACGGCACAUCAGUCCGCCACAUACGGGGCAACGGCUCGGUGGUUUACCUGGAUGGGGACAGAACAAACACCCGCUCUCAAGGUGGGAAGUGUGGGUGUGGCUUCAAGCAUUAUUGGGAUGGGAAGGAGUAUGACAACCUGCCCGAGGCCUUCCCCAUCACGCUGGAGUGGGGGGGCCGGGUGGUGCGUGAGACAGUGUACUGGUUCCAGUAUGAGACUGACCCGGCACUGAACAGCAAUGUGUACGAUGUGGCUAUGAAGCUGGUCACCAAGCACUUCCCAGGGGAGUUUGGCAGUGAGAUUCUGGUGCAGAAAGUGGUGAACACCAUCUUGCAUCACACCGCCAAGAAGAACCCGGAUGAGUACAACCCAGUGUCCAUCGACGGGGCUCACGUGCAGCGUCUCACCGACGCCACAGAGACUCCACAGGUGGCAGAUCCCCAGCCUCCUACUAAGAUCAUACUGACAGGUCAGAAAGCAAAGACACUUCACAAAGAGGAGCUGACGAUGAGCCGGGCGGAGCGCAGCAUCCAGCAGAGCAUCAGUGAGCAGGCCUUCGUCACUCAGAAGAGACGGACUGACAAACUGAAACAGGAGCAGAAGGGCCAAGGCCGGACAUCUUCCCCUGGUGGGUCUCCAGAAACCUCCUCCUCCUCAGCUCCAGCCACGCCCACCAAAUCCUCCUCCCCGUCUUCAUCGAAUAAAGAGAAGAAGAUCCGUGUGACCACCAGUGAUGGCAGGCAGGCCAUGCUGACCCUGCAGGCCCACACCACCUUUUCAGAGGUGCAGAGGAGCAUCACAAACCAGUUUGGUGUGCCGCCGGCGCAGCAGUGCAUCCGAUAUGGCUUCCCACCCAAAGAACUGAUCCCCCCGAAGGACGGCGAGGAGAACGAGCCGGUGGCGUUGCAGCAUGGCGACAGGGUGACAGUGGAGAUACUGAGGGGCCCUGAGGACAAGAGCCCAGCGGCCUCCAUACCCCGAGCCUCCAGCUCACACUCCGGCCUGCACUCAGUGAAGAACGAAGACUCUGUGACGUCCAGCAGGAUGAGCAGCCGGGAACUCCAGGACAGCAUCGACCUUGAGAUGUCCUCCCUCUGUCUCCUAGCAACUUUGAUGGGUGAAGACGUUUGGUCGUACGCAAAGAAGCUGCCGCACUUAUUCCAGCAGGGUGGUGUCUUCUACAACAUCGUCAAGAAAGACAUGGGCCUGAUGGAUGGGAAGCACUGCACGCUGCCUCACCUGGCGGGGAAAACCUUUGUUUACAACGCAGCAGAGGAGCGUCUGGAGCUCUGUGUGGACGCUGCUGGUCACUUCCCCGUCGGCCCAGACGUGGAGGAGCUGGUGAAGGAGGCGCUGGUGCAGCUGCGCUCGGAGGCGGCCUCCAGGGGCAGCAGAGAGGGGAGUCCUUCUCACGGCGUCCUGCGGUUGGGCAGCGGCGGCGUCGUCCGCAAGAAGGAGCAGCUGCAGAGCGUCACUGCCUUCCAGGGUAAAGGCCACUCUCUGGGCAGUGCCGGAGGCUCCUCCCCUCCCGAACACCGGCCUAUCACACGCCAGCACAGCAGCGGCGUGGACCUGAGUGCCAGCGUCUCCCGAGGACCCCCAGAUCUGUCGGACAUCCCCGAGGACACCACCAGGGAGCUGGUCCGUAUGGCUCCAGGUUUUGUCACCAUGAAGGACGGCCGCGGCCUGGACCCCAGCCUGAUGGAGCAGCAGCGGAGGAAGCUGCAGGAGAUGGUUUCAUCCAUCCAGGCCUCCAUGGAGCGCCACCUGAGAGAGCAACAGAACACCGCCGCCACAGGGGGCGGAGCCAGCCUCGACCGGACAGGUGGGACUAAAAAGGCCACGAUCCAGGCAGCGUCUGCGGCCGAACCUGUAGCUGCAGCGGGUGUGACGGCGGCCGGUAAACCAGACGAGAAGACGGAGGAGCCGGAGGAGAUGGAUAGCCAGGACGCCGGGCAGAGCAACGCCACCGAACCCAUGGAUCACUCCUGAUCAGUCCUGAGCCCCAGCACCGCCCCGCCCUCUCCCCGCCUGGCCGCCAUCUGUGGGUCAUAACGCCUCAGGUCGGAUCCUAAAGCUUUGGUCUUCAUCGUGUUGCGUUGUCUUUACUGCAUGACUAAAGAGCAGGUCGACCGUCCUCUCCGCUGCAGACUCCAGGUGGGACAACAAUCAGUAAGGCGAUAUACUGCAACACACCGUCUGCAAUAUAUCACCAGUAGUCACAGAUCAGUACUGAAGCUGUGGCUGUGUGUGUGUUUAUACUGUACGUGCUUUGCUACACACCCUCACCUCAGCUGUGGACGCAACUCCGUUAAUAAUCAAAACAGUAAAUGAUUGGUUCUGGCUUUUAAAAGGAAUUAUUUUGCCUCAUUAGAAUAAGUUUUCUCUUGGGUUGGUGAUGUUUUGUAAACGACUGUCUUGCAGUAUAUUGCGGUGACAGGAUUGCUUUAGCUCUGUGAUUCCCACCUGCGGAUGUGUAAUCCUCUCGCUAUAAACAAGCACCGUCGUCCGGGGAGGAUGAACCGGUCGGAUUCCCGUGUGAGACGCAUUCCUGUAGAUAGAAGAAUCCUCUGAGUCUUAAUCCGCCACCAGGUGAGAGCUGCUGGCCGCCGGCAGCGUCCUGCAACCAUGCUUCCGUCAAAGUGCACACUCUGAGAGGUGCACCGGCCUCUGUACGCAUCAACGCCUUCGUCACCGAAAUCUGCUUUUCCACCGUCUGUUAGCCUGAGGAGCGCAGGGAGAACUCUGGAUCUGUGUUUGCUUGACUGUCUGACUCUUUCUUGACCUGAGAUUUAAUAUUCUGCCCCUCUAACAGUCACCACUUCAAGUUUAAUGUUCCAGGUGAAACAGUGUCCUUGAUGUGACGCUUCAGACCAACCUGCACCACCGAGAGGUAGCAAAUGACAUCUUUGAGGAUUAAAAAUUAAAGGAUGCUCCAUCUGCAUUUUUUCUCUUUUAUAGCUGUGUAUUUUUAGGGUUUAUGUGUGAGGUUAUUAAACAUUACAUUUUAAACUUCUGUAUAGAAGUUUUAUUCACUGCCUGACACUCUCCACCCCAAAUCCCGCCGGUGGGGUCAAAAGGCAUGUUAACUUAAAAAAAAAACUGCAAGAAUUAAACUAUUUGUCAGAGCCAGAAAUUCAGAAGAUUUAGACUUUCUUUAGAUUUUCAACCUUCCAACAGUGUUUGAUUAGAUAUUUGAUGAGGUACCGUUCCAUCAGCAGCGUUUGAAAUCAUAGAAUUUACACUGACGUCACAUUAAAAAAUUUGCAAAAAUAGAGUGCAUCAGAUUCUGUGGAGAAAAAAAAACUAAAAAUUCUGCGCUUGUCAUCACUAUUGAGAAGCCACAACUGCCUCGGCAACACAAUCAAAGUCUUCGGCUGAACUGUAGAGGAGUCAAGUGGAAACAAAAUGAAAAUGUAAGUACUCAAAAACUAUAGUUAUUCAAGCCACUGUUUCACUAUCCAGGGCACUAAAAAACAAAAGUUCCACACAUUGGUUCUCGGUUAAAAAAAAACAAAAAUUCCCGAGUUUUCUUUGCUUCUCGACAUAGGUGUGGUGUUUCCACAGAGCUGCUUUCAGUCAAAAAACAACACAAUAAUCUUAGGACAUACUGAGAAAAACGACCGUCGUAUCACCUCUGAACUUUUCACAUAAUCUGAACGAGGAUGUAGUGAGUCGUGAGACUGUAAAAGCACCUUUUCCACGGCAGCGUACACCUGCAGUACGCUGAUCAGGCGGAGCACGCCACCUGAACAGUCCUGAUGCCAAGCCAAGCCGCAACCUGCAGGGCUGAGAAAUGAAGUGCCAAAAAAAUGCAGUUUGUUGAAUGUCCACCUGAGGCUCCAACAGCCAGUCAGUCACCCUCAUGAUAAAGUAUCAACUUUACAGCAGAAAAAAUGAGUUAACAGCCUGGUAGAAAAUACUUUUUGGUCUCUGUAGCUAGUUUUCCCGUUUGUGGCACCUAUAGGGGGUUAAUUUUUAUAGAAUUCACCCGUUUGUGUUGCACUAUUGCUUAAAGUUAUGCAUAGUUAUGUUAAUCAUGCUCCAUCUUUCUUUUGCGACACAUUUAACGAUAAUACAACACACCCUGAUCGCUCUGACAGAUGCGUGAUUCAGAAAAGAUAAACGUCUCCCCUGCUACUCAUCAGGGCUUCUUGCCAUCCCGUGUUCCAGCUGCAGGAAAAGAAGCAUGUCGGUGUUGCAGGUUGGUGCUGCAGGUGUUCAGGGCAGAGAGUCAGGAAACAGCUCCCCCAUGUGGACAAAGUGUUAACAGUGAAUUUCUGAGCAAGUCACAAGUUUGUUCCAAUCAGGAGGUGCUUUGAAUGUAGACAAAACGUAAGCGUGUUAGUCAUCUAAAAAGGCUGGUUUCUCAAAGAAAAAGAUGUCAACGUGCAAAGAAUUUAAGUGAUCAACAGCCCAUCAUUUGUUUGUGUUUUAUUUUACCCUUGUUGUUGUAAUGCAGUUAGAGGUGACCAACAGAAACAACCAAACAGCCCCGUUCAAAUGGGAAUUUUUGUCUUCAGAGGUGGAGGUUUUAAAGUAUGACAGAUGUUAGUAAUCUGUCACCCCCUCCCCAGUGGUCGAUACAACUAAACCCACCUUGUUUUUCCAGUGUCCUCACUGCUUCCACCUGAAUUUAAAUCCCAUCCUUUCAUUUUAAUGUUUUCUUCUCCCUGUUUUUCAUCAUCAUCACCAUCUUCCCAUUUGGAUGGGGCUUAAGGGUGUAAAAAAAAAAAAAAAACCUGUUUAUGAGGUUUUCUUUUCGCUGAGUAAACAACACAAAGUCCCUUUGCUGUCAUCCUUUGGGUUCAACAGCUGCUGCAAAACUUUAAAAUGCAGAAUGUGCCCAAAGAAAAACCAGGUUAAAAAUUUCACUCCAAUUUAAAACCAAUUCCUCCACAGGCCUUUGUGCUUUGAUUCUAUGCAAAAAAAUUUACUGAACUUCUAAAUCGGAAUAUAAAAAUACUACCCAUGAGAAUCCCACCUUUGUGUUGAUUUACAGAGUCCACGCUUGACUUUUGCUUUUCUGCAGCUAUGGAAACAAAAUACAAGCAACAAGAUAUCUAUAGAAGCAUCUAAUCACAGUUUUUAGGGUUUUUAUGUUUAUUGCUGAUGUACACUACCGUUCAAAAGGUUUGGGGUCACUCAGAGAAUUCCAUGUUUUCCAUGAAAACUCCCACUUUUAUCCAUGUGCUGACAUAACUGAACCAUCAAUGAGCCUUUCAACACCAUUAGCUAACACAAUGUAGCAUUAGAACACAGGAGUGAUGGUUGCUGGAAAUGUUCCUCUGUACCCCUAUGGAGAUAUUCCAUUAAAAUCAGCUGUUUCCAGAUAGAAUAGUCAUUUAGCACAUUAACAAUGUCUAGACUGUCUUUCUGAUUCAUUUAAUGUUAUCUUCACUGAAAAAAACUGUUUUUCUUUCAAAAAUAAGGACAUUUCUAAGUGAGUCCAAACCUUUGAACGGUAGUGUAUAUGUUCAGUAAGAAUCCUAAAAGCUGCUGUUUUUUAUCAGAGCAACAUGGGAAUAAAUGCAGAUAAGCAACAGAUCUUUAAACGUGUGUUUUAAGAAAUGUCCUCGGAGACGUUUUAUCCUGCAGCUACAAACCACACGGCGUGGCCAGAAGGACAUGAACUGUUCCAUACUGGUGCUUCAGUCACAAAACCUAGAAAUCCCGCUUUCCAGAAAGCUGACCACCGGGUCGAAGCAUGUCAUGUUGCUUCUGAGUUUACCAGAAAUCUACUGGAUAACAUUUGAACGUUUCUCAAGUUGUGAUUAGAUGCUUGUAAUGAAAUCUGCAGCUGUUUCCAGCCUGCUUUGUGGUUUUUCUCACCAUUUUGUUUUGGAGUAAAUGCUUCUUUCUUGCUCAGUUGGUCAGAUUGAUGUCGCUCCCAAGUCUGUACGGUAAAUAUGAGCGGCUGGUUAGCUUAGCUUAGCAUUAAGACUGGGAACUGGCUGAGUGGAUCUUACUAUCAGCAGCUGUCGGCUCACUGAUGGACAUGGUGUUUCUAAGUUGUUUAAGCUGAAGUGUGAAAGACAGACCUGGGAGUGCUUCAAUCUUUCCAAAUAAGAAAACAUGUUCCCCAAAGGGUCAAACCUUUGCUUUAAAAUGACAAAGAUGAAAGUCAGUUUACACUUUUUGUUGCCAACAAAUUGUUUCUUCACAUUUCCAUGUUGCUCUUGAAAUGACGACAAAUGAUCUUGUUGGAAGAACUCAUCAUCAUUAGGCCUUAAAAAUUAUUAAUUUUAUACAAACAAAUUUGCUUUACAUUUAGAUUUUUUUUAUCUGUACCUGUUUUACCUUAAACUGUCUCUUAUUUUAACUGAAAUCUUCAUUUUGAUCUUAAAACUCUCAGAUGUUUUGUUUUCUGGUUUGAGCAAAAAUCUCACUUUCAAACUGUGAAUCCCAGUCGUAUCUUUCAGCUCUGAAGUUUAUUUUGCUGUUGAGGUGAACAAAUGUAAGACUUAGCACUUUGUUUGAGGAAAAAGAGGGAACGUUAGCGUAGCAUUCUCAUAUUAACUGAACCUGAUCAUCAGUCAGUCAGUCUGAGAGGAAACUGGUUGGUUGGACGAAUCAGAAGGAAGAAGAGUUUGUUCAGACCCGACGACACUGCUGUAACACACUUGAAGUUUUUUCUUUGUGACUGCUGUACUAAUGACAUGAAUUGUAAUCCAGUUGUAUAAUAGUAUAUAUUGUAGUAUAUUUGGACCUGUACAGAAACACAGAUUGUUCAGUUUCUUCAGUUAAAUUUCUUUUGUUAACUUCUCUCUGGUUUGCUAAUAAAAUAUUGAUGAUACACGGCUUCGACAUUGCUGUUUGCAUGUGUGAUGAAUUUUCAACCCCGACAAUAAAAUCACUUCCUUCA
This is a messenger RNA of Acanthochromis polyacanthus (spiny chromis), 8572 nucleotides long. RefSeq names its product valosin containing protein (p97)/p47 complex interacting protein 1 (gene vcpip1). NCBI's taxonomy places the organism in Eukaryota, Metazoa, Chordata, Actinopteri, Pomacentridae. The record is from RefSeq and is a predicted model, not a curated record. Gene Ontology annotation, biological process: protein K48-linked deubiquitination; protein K11-linked deubiquitination; endoplasmic reticulum membrane fusion. The transcript is spliced from 3 exons. The coding region runs from base 175 to 3699 and encodes 1174 amino acids. Gene Ontology annotation, molecular function: cysteine-type deubiquitinase activity.